UUAUCAUAUUUAGCGCAAGAUACAAUUUUAUACGUGAAAUAUUGAAUAGAAUAACUUGUAUUAAAGCCUUUAAUAUAAAUACGCUACAUUAUAUUGCAAGUUUUAUUGAAUCAGAACUGUCUAUUUUCGUCAAGCAGAUUGGUCAUAGACCACUAAGUGAUAAGGCAGUGGCUAGGGUAUUGAUAUAAAGAUUUAUUGUAGGGUAUACAGAGGGUAUUUACAAAGAGCUAGGAGACUCUUUUUUUAUCGUUUAAAAUGGUAGAUGAUUUCAAUUAUUUGUUCUUGUAUUUUUCCCGUUGUUUUAAAAUUAAAUACAUAAUUAGUAAGUCACAGGAAGAAGUAUAAUUUCUUUAAUCCCAGGGAAAAAUACCAUGGCAAAUUAGACAGAUAGAUAGAUAGAUUUAUUCGUGUAAAUACCCCUAAAAGCGAAGACCGGCAUCACAUAUCCAGACAGCGCAACCAUGGACAACAUCCGCAAUGAGCAGUUUUGCUCCAUCUUCAAUAAAGAUGAAGACGCGGCAACCAUCCCAGACAUGGGACAAAGCCCUCGGCCACCAGUGGACUAUAUACAUUACUGUCAUCAAGGAAGGUGUCCAAAACUCCUGGCUGAGCUCUGGAACCACACAAGGCUUCAGGUCCAGACCAACUUGUGGCAAGGUUGUUGAAGGAACUUGCAUCGGAGCUUGCUCCCAUUUACACUAUGUCCUUCCAGGCUUUGCUGAACCAUGGCAUCAUACCAACUGAUCAGAAAUCUGCCAACAUAGUCCUGAACUUCAAGAAGGGUGACCAAAGCUAGCCAGAAAACUACAGACCUGUCUCCCUGACCUGCAUCACAUGUAAGGAAUAUCGACCACUUUUCAAAUAAAGUUUUGGGACUGUUUGAUGGCAUCAUGGUAGAUAUAAAAGGUGACAGUAAGAAGCUUCAUGAGAUGUCGAAAGAAGAGCUGGAUAAAUAUCAGCAUACACCGGAGACGGAACUUUCCCUCAUGGUGUGCCGAGCCAAGGACAGGAAUGAGUAUGCUCAACUAAAGGACUAUCUUCAGGCAUUGUCGGAGAGAGAUGCUAAAAGGAUCCAUGAUAGAGACACUGCAGGAAUGACAGCUCUACACUGUGCAGUUGCCUGCUCAUCUUUGCCAGCUGUUAUAUUAUUGUUGAAGUAUGGAGCUGUUGUAAAUGCUAAGGACAUGCUGGGAUUUACACCACUUUUCCUAGCUACAGGCCGUUACCCAAACACCGAUAUCGCUAGUCACCUGAUUACAGAGGGACAUGCUGAUGUUGGAGCCAGAACUAAUACUGGAGCUACAGCUUUACAUGGGGCAGCUCUACAGGGAAACCAUGAAUGUGUGCAACUGUUACUGAAGCAUGGUGCUGAUCCCCGAACAGAGGACAAUGAAGGUACCACAGCAUUUGAGCUGGCAAAGAAUGAGGACAUACGAUCUCUACUACAUGAUGCUGUCAUUGAAAUUGACAGCAAGAAGGAAACCUCAGAUGUUGUUUGUGCUCAAUGUAAGAAGCCAGCAGGUGAUUCGGGAGCACUGAAACGAUGUGGUCAAUGUCACGUGACAAUGUACUGUAGUAGAGAAUGUCAGGUAGCUCACUGGAAACAGGGAGACCACAAAAACAACUGUGAAGGUUAUGUGAUAGCUAAGCCAGUGGUGAUGAGUAAGAAUGGGCAGGAACAUUUCAUGACAAGCUUCUAUCAUGUGAUGGGCUCCCAGAAGAAAAAUGUGAAAAUAUUCAACCGGAAAUCUGGGGAGUCAGCGGACAGAAUGCAGUUUCUCAGGAACAAAAGGUUUAUUGUGAAGGUUCAAGUUCCAUUGAGUGGUUUUGGUAUGCAGGGUGGAGAUAUGAUGGUGUAUAAUGCUGACAGAACUUGUGAGGGAUUUAUAUAUACCACAGAGAAAGGUUAUAAACCUCUGGCAGCAAGGAUCAGAAAGGAAGGAUUCAAGGGAAUCAAAGCAUUUUUCUGGGCAGAACUGUGUGAGAAAGCUGAUGGUACAUUCAAGGUAUUCCCUGGUAAAACCGCUCCUUAUCAGGAUUGGUAGACAUACAUUGUACAUUCUACUAUAUCAGUAUUAUAGAAUUUCUUACUCGGUGAUUAUAGGCAAUGUGUAUAAAACAGGUUCUUGCCAUAUUACAAUGUUUAUGUUAUUGUUAUAUUGAAACUGUUGAUAUUUUUGUACAGUUCUCAAGCAUCAGGGCAAGUAAGCCUGAAAGUUUCUGGUAAAUUUGAAUGUAGACUUACUGACUGCCUACGUUAAGUUUGCCUUAGCUUUGUAUGUAGCAUCUUCUACAGAUAUUUUUGUUUUAUCUGUCUGUAGGAAUUCCUAAUAAGACAUUAAUUCCUUCUAGGUAUAAUGGCAAAGUUACCUGCAUUAUUGGCCAAGGGUUUUAGUCUAAAGUUAUGUCUGCCAUAAUGGCCUGUAGACACAUUACAGCUUUUGAUUAGAUACAUUGCUAUAUAAUGUAGGUCUCAGAAUGCAUGUGAAUAAGUUAUUGGCAUACUGUGCCUAUAUUAUUUGAGCAAGAAAGUUGAGUCAAAGUAUAUACCUAGUAGACUUAAUGUGGGACAGCAGUUAACAGUUCAAAAAAAAAAUAUAAUGCUGAUGUAGACAGAAUCCAAGGUUUUAUAAACUGAGUAUUGAUAUCAGUAUCAGAAUACAGCCAUGCCAUUGGUCAGUUUCAAAUUUAUGCUUAGAAACGACCAAUCAGAUGAUGCAGUUUGAGACUGGUCUCCAAUUUCAGUUUUAUAAUCUUUGGCCCUAGCUCAAUACCUUACAGGUGAUAGAUGGAAUUUACAUAGCUAAGUUUCAGGGCAUGAUAUAAAUGUGAAUUGUGUUUGUCUUUUUUUUGCUUCAAAGCUAGUUAUUUGUUUGGGUUGUAUAUGAAAUGCAGUUUCUUUGUUAGUUGCUAGUAUAAAUAUUUUUUCUUAAAGGUGCUAUUAGAAACAUCUGUUUUUGUUUUUCAUGUUUUAUUUUAGAUAUUAUGUAAGCAAUAGCUGUCAACAGUCAUUUUUACUGCAGUUGCAAUAUGGUGUAAAUAUUUUACAGAGGUGCUGUGAAUUUUUUUGUUCUGUUUAUUACCAUGUUGAAUCUCAUAUUUUGUGGACAUUUCCUGUCUAAUAAAUUCUUAUACAUGUAGUUGGGUGCAGGUGGAUGUAAAUAUCUUUCAGAAAGGUGCUGUUGAAUAUGUUUUGUAGCUCACCAGACCACAAUGUGUUCAAUCAAGCUAUUGUGAUAACAUUUUCCAUAAAUUGUUCGUCUUUCCAUCAUCCAUCCAUCAACAUUUUCUUCCAGAAGAGCUCUUAUUUGAUGAAACUUGGUCAUGAAGUUCCUUGAUUGCCAUCUUUCAAAAAUGUUCACUGGUAUGAUUUUCAAAUGAUUUCAUAGAAAUUUCCUUAUCAAGAUUGUUCAAAAUAUUGUGAUUAGUUAAAAAUAUGGUCACAAAGGGGUGUAGUCACUUUUCCCUAUAAUUUAAAUUUAUUUUUUUAUGGGUAUAGUAGAAACUUGGUCUGUUGCAUCCUGGGAAGGUCCUAUCUCAAAUAUGUUCAAAUGGUUCUGCUUGGUAAUUUAGUGGGUUGCCAGAGCUGAAAAGGAAAAAAACAAACAACUUCUUGCCUUGAACCACUUGAAGGAUCAUCACUAAACUUGGUCUGUACAGUGCUUGCAAAGACCUGUCUCAGAUUUAUUCAGAUGAUGCUGCUUCACUGGUUACUAGUAUAGGGGCCACCAGGGCUGAAAGUAUAAACACCAACUUCUCUUAAACAACUUGAAAGAUCAUCACCUAAAUUUGUGGGUAGCAUUCUUGUACCAUCUUCUCUCAGUUUUGUUCAAAUGGUUCCACUUGUUCCUUUUUGGGGCUGCCAGAGCUAAGUUGAGAAAACCUUUAAACAACAACUGCUAUUGAACCAAAUGAUGGAUCUUCUCCAAACUUGGUCUAUAAGCAUCCUUGUAUGGUCCACUCUUAGGAUUGUUCAAAUGGUUCAGAUAGGCCCCUUUUAGGAGCUGCCAGAGCUUAAUAUAGAAACACUAUAAACAACUUCUUAUGAACAAGUUGAUGGCUCUUCAUCAAACUUGGUCUGUAGCAUCUUUUUAAAACGACUUGUGAAAAUCUUAUGAAUGUGUAAUGUUUUUUGUGUCUGUGGUUCCUUGUGCUGUUAUGCAUUUAUUUAGAUAUUACCUGGUAGUGGUCAGCAACAGUCAAUGAUUUAUCUUUAGAUUUGUUUAAAAUGUAUUAAUUCCAAAUGUUAAAAUCUUGUCACUUACAUGUGUUAUAUCUUUAAGAGUUAGAUCUUACUUCCAAUCAGCUGAAGUUCUUUUUCCUAACGCAGAUUUUUGUUUAAACAUUGUGUGUCAUUAAAUGAUGUCAGAUAAAAACGACUUAGUUUUAAAACAUGUUUCAAAUUGCUAAAUCCUAUUUAUUUUUAAGAAUAGUAUAUUAAAUUGUUUUUACUGUAAAUUAGUUUUUUGUAAGAAGAGGAUAGAAAUUUUAGGAAUUUUAAAUUUGCGGAACAUUUUUCUGAUCAGUAUUAUAAGUUUUCUUAAAAUGUGAUAUUUGCAAACAGUCAUUAACUUUGAAUAAUUGAUUUUUGGUAAUUAUACCCCCACCAAACAUGUUUGAGGGGGAUAUAUAGGAGUCAGUUUUGUCGCGUCCCGUCCCGUCCCGUCGCGUCCCGUCGCGUCCCGAAAUCUAUUAUCUCAGUUAUUACCAAAUGGAUUUGAUUCAAACUUAAAAUACAUGUUCCACCUUAUCACCCACAUCAUGUGACACAAGGUGCAUAACUCUUGACAUCAAGUUUUCAUGAAUUAUGUCCCCUUUUACUUAGAAUUUAAGGUUAAUUUUGUUGUAUUUUCACUAUAUCUCAGUUAUUACUAAAUGGAUUUGAUUCAAACUUAAAAUAGAUGUUCCACCUCAUCACCCACAUCAUGUGACACAAGGUGCAUAACUCUGACACCAUUUUUUUAUGAAUUAUGCCCCUUUUUACUUAGAAUUUAAGGUUGAUUUUGAGGUAUUUUCACUAUAUCUCAGUUACUACUGAAUAGAUUUGAUUCAAACUUAAAAUAGAUGUUCCACCUCAUCACCCACAUCAUGUGCCCACAUCAUGUGACACAAGGUGCAUAACUCUGACACCAAGUUUUCAUGAAUUAUGUCCCCUUUUACUUAGAAUUUAAGGUUAAUUUUGUUGUAUUUUCACUAUAUUUCAGUUAUUACUAAAUGGAUUUGAUUAAAACUUAAAAUAGUUGUUCCACCUUAUCACCCUGAUGAUGUAACAUAAGGUGCUUAACUCUAACAUAAAUUUUUUAUGAAUUAUGUCCCCUUUUACUUUAAAUUUAAGGUUGAUUUUGAUGUAUUUUCACUAUAUCUCAAUUAUUACAA
This is a messenger RNA of Mercenaria mercenaria, 5376 nucleotides long. RefSeq lists its product as uncharacterized. Gene Ontology annotation, cellular component: synapse; membrane; axon initial segment. The record is from RefSeq and is a predicted model, not a curated record. Gene Ontology annotation, biological process: negative regulation of delayed rectifier potassium channel activity; neuronal action potential. The transcript is spliced from 10 exons. Bases 891 to 2045 code for a protein of 384 amino acids. Gene Ontology annotation, molecular function: transmembrane transporter binding. NCBI's taxonomy places the organism in Eukaryota, Metazoa, Mollusca, Bivalvia, Venerida, Veneridae.